Annulohypoxylon maeteangense is the source of this 2959-nucleotide messenger RNA. Its product is annotated as fungal-specific transcription factor domain-containing protein. The transcript is spliced from 11 exons. Gene Ontology annotation, biological process: regulation of DNA-templated transcription; DNA-templated transcription. Gene Ontology annotation, molecular function: DNA binding; carboxy-lyase activity; zinc ion binding. The record is from RefSeq and is a predicted model, not a curated record. The coding region runs from base 470 to 2662 and encodes 730 amino acids. Lineage: Eukaryota; Fungi; Ascomycota; Sordariomycetes; Xylariales; Hypoxylaceae.
CGCUCGAAGCUUGGGUGGAUCCGUCGAAGUCUCAAAGUCUCGGAAAGUUCGGGGUGUUCGAUGGGAAAGUCUUGGCAUUCUAUUUUCCUCGUUCACAAAUCUAUCGUAGUCUAUCGCUCUAAUCGAGUUUUUGCCCCGCUUCCAUCAAACUACGGUCGAGAGGAUCUUCGGUUUUCGGCAUUCUCUCUCAAUUCCUCUUUCGCUUUCAAUCACAAUCAUACAGCAAAGCCUUGCUGAUCCUGCCUUGCUUAACAAUUACCUUUGAGUAAUUCAGCGCGCUAAGGUCGGAUCCCUGAUCGGCUACAGCUGCCGGACUAUAGCAUCUGUUCAUUCCAUUGGAAGCCUUAGCCUUCGAGGCGAGGCCGAAACGACAAAGUACCAACUCCAAAUCUAGCUCGCGCGUUGCGUGCGUUGCGUGGCGGGGUUUGUCUCAUAAGGCCAUUCCAUAAGGCCAUUUCGACCAGCGCUCAUGUCAUCCGAGCAAGAUAUCAAUCAGGUCCCUAUUCAGGACCUGACUCCCGAACAAGCUAGUCACAUCAUUCAUUCUCACCGCAAAGUUCGAUAUGGUACGGCAUGUUGGCCAUGCAGGCAACGGAAGGUGAAAUGCGACAACAAGCAACCAUGUGAAAAUUGCGUCAAGAGAGAACAUCCACAGCUGUGUUCUUAUAAACCCAAUCGUUCUAGUGCUUCCAAACAAGCUUCCGUGUCAGCCGAAGGUCAUCAGGGGAAGAAAAGACCUCAUUCUCCUGAUGACAGUGUGAGCAAUGACCAAGGGAGCGAUCAUCAACCCGAGGGUUGGCCUCAAGCAAUAGAUGAACCGGAGUCUCUGGAAAUAUCACGUUACGUUGGUCAAAAUAGUAUCCCUGCGUUAUUACGAGAUCAACCGUCGCCGAUAGAGACUAAAGAUGGUGUGGACAUUCGUCGCGAUAUGCGCCCAAUUCUUGGUCUUGACAACUCCGCGCCCUUCCCCUUAAUGUCGUCAAAACACCUCGACCGUCUAACGCAGGACAUCUUCUCUGAGCUUCCUUCCGAUAGAGAAGUGAUGAUCCUCUUCAGAGCGUAUAAAGAAAUUACACAUCCAUUUUGGGGAUUCGUAAUUGAUAUUGAUGAUCUAGAGUCUCGUAUAAUGAUAUAUCUUGAAGAGAGAGCUAAAAAUGCUAGGGAACACAGCAAGUCAAGUCGGCGUGUCUCUGCGUCUUGGCUAGCCAUUCUCUUUUCCGUGAUGGCUGUCGGCUCGCAGUACCGCGAUUCACCUUAUCAUAUUCGAACGCGAGAUGCCCAGAGAUAUGUCCAGAUAUCGUUUCAUUUUCUCAGACUGGGGAACUUUUUAUUACGGCCGAACUUGGAUUCAAUCCAAGCAUUAUUGCUAAUAGGAUUUUGCCUCCUAAAUGAUAUGAAAGCCGAAGCUUCUUGGGCCUUAAUCGGCAUGACGUGUCGAUUGGCACAGUCGCUCGGCCUUCAUAGAGCUAUAACAUCAGACGAAAGCAAUUCAACUGAGAUGUCGGUAAAAACAUACGUACGAAGAAAGCUAUGGUGGACGUGCCUUUGGCAUGAUACGCUGACGUCACUAUCAUUUGACCGCCCUAACAUGACCAACAUUCAAUGUUGUCCCAUUCCGCUGUCCCCGAGUUCUUCCGUUGAGGGGCUAUCAUAUCUAGAGUCGAUGUAUACUCUCUGCGAAGUAAUUUCACAGAAGCUUAACCCGGACGCCACUGCUGGGUACUCGUACGACACAAUCCUCGCCAACUGCCAGGCCGUCGAGUCUAUCCGUGAGAAAGUAUUCCCUCAGCUACGCAGUAAGGAGGCUUGCAAAAGUGUGGUCGACAAGCUCCAGCAUUAUGCCAUACGCCUUCAUACUUCCUUCGUAAUUUCAGUCUGCUGUCGUCCAGCUCUUCGUCGAGAUUGUACGAGAUUAGGACCUGCUGAAAAGAAAGCCUUGGCCGACAAGUGCAAAACUAACUUGACGGAGACUGUCCGAAUGUUUUUAUCAAUGCACCAGCUAUCAUUUAUUCCGACCCGAAGUUGGGCCUUCACCUACCACGGGCUUUCUUCUGCUGUUCUCUUAGGAAUAUUAUGCGAGACAAAACUAGACCCUGAGGUCCGCCAGCUCCAAGGAGAUCUCAUCUCAGCUUUGUCAGCCGCAGCAGCCAAGGAGCAAACCAGCCCUGCUCCUGACCACAUUCCUAAAAUUGACAGGGAUAUUGAAUUAUCCGGUCCUCUUUCUAGAGCAUUGACAGCGCUGAAGAACAUAUAUGAUUACGGCUCUCUGCACGGUGCUUCCGGCGUCAAGAGUGAAAGUGCUUCUGGCAAUCGCACACCGAUUGGAGUUGCUAUCCCACAAGGUCUUCAAAAUAUCAACAAUCAAUUUCGUCUACAGCCCGGGUUUGACAGACAUCAAGACGCCGCUCUUGCAAUGGCAGAGUUACAGAACGGGAAUAACCUCGCCGAUUUCUCUACGACAAUGCCGUACCAACCAACGAUCCAACAGACCAUAGGAAUUCCAGAUCUAAACCAACUAGACCCCACCACACUGGCACCUAUGGAUCUCUACGAUUCAAUCUUUUGGGAAUCUCCAGACCCAUUCUACGCAGGUGCAGAUAUGAAUUUUGACUUCCUCCCACAAGCACCCCCGGGGCAAUCCCAGCAGCAGUUCUAUUUUUAGGGUGUUACUUUAGCUCCUCCCAAUCUCUAUUUCGACGACUUUGGCUUCAGAGCCUGAGGCGCCGGUUAUGAAAAGUUUUGUUCAAAUUCAACCUAGUCGGGGAGGUAUCUAAGGGUGUAAUAUCGGAGUUUGUCAGGAGAUCGCGACUAAGGUUAAUUGACAGUUAUGGGCGCUUCAUUUAUCUGUAAAACGUACUGCUAGCUCAGAUAUCCAUGUUGGUCAAUAUCUUUUGUUCGUUAUAUAAGUCAGCUUCAAUUUAAUUUGGUAUAUAACCACGGAUUUGAAUUGGUAUUUACU